AACCCUCUCUUUAAUUUUUGUUUGGUGGUUGCAAAGAGGUGAAAAUUCUCCAACUCCAAUUCACCCCUCCUCUUGGAGUGCAUUGAGUCAACAUGUUUUACUCCAGACCUUUGACAAAAUGAUAGAGAUGAAGAAGGCAUGGACUUAUGGCUUCUCUAAUGAAAUAUCAACAGUAUCCACUAGCCCGAACCACAAGGGGAGAGGACCGGCAGAACAGAAUACCAAAAACAGAAACGCCCCUGCCUCGCACCAAGCCCUGCGCCCUGCGCCCCUAAGCCUGCGCCCCUACGCCUCUACCCCUGCACCUGCCCUGCACCAGAUCCUGGCCUUGCUCUGCACCGAGCCCUGCGCCCCUGCUGCACCGAGCCUGCGCCUGGAUCACGCCCAGAUUUCCUUGCUAUGCGCCCCCUGCUGCGUUGACCCUGCUGCUGCGCCUUUGUCCCUGCAGCCAACCGAGCAUGAGACAAACCUGCAGGAUGACAUCACGCUCCAGCUUUCUUGGCUGCUCUGCAGGGCCAGUUUUGGCCUCACCCGAUCAAUGGUGGAAGGAAAAAGAAGAAAAUUGAAGGGUUUGGAUGAGGAGAGAAGAAGGGUUUUUAGGGUUUCUAUGUUUGGGUAUAAAUAGAGGGUUUUAGGUUAGAAACAGGGGGUUCUUUGGUUUUGAGUUUUGGUGUUGACGGCAAAGAAAAGAAAGGGAUCUCGGCUAGAAGGAAGCAGCAGCUUGAGAGGAGAUCAUUAAGCUCUUAAAGGAGUGACUGUUUUUGGAAGCUGCGUUUCUGGAUUUAUCUUUCCUUUAGGUAUUUUUCUUCAACAGAGGAGUUCUUUUGGGGAGACAGUGAGGGGAAUGAUCUGGGCUUGAUCCCGUGGGUGGGAUCCGCCCGAUCGGACUCCGACCUGUUACCCAGAAAGCUCCGCCGUGUUUGUUUCUUUUGUGCUCCUGUUUCCGUGACAUGCUUUUGUGAUGUUUACAUUUGUAUAUGUUUACCUGAAAAUGAAUGAGAAUCCAAGAU
Rubroshorea leprosula is the source of this 1010-nucleotide messenger RNA. NCBI's taxonomy places the organism in Eukaryota, Viridiplantae, Streptophyta, Magnoliopsida, Malvales, Dipterocarpaceae. The record is from the annotation of a GenBank genome assembly.